AGCUAUCGAGUAGUUUCAACUUAGAAUCGAAGCUGAUGAAGGAAGUCUACGUAGUGUGUUUUGGUCCGGGCCUUCCAUCACUUAUAGUUUAGCAUGCACGUGGUGUUAAUACGCGGAUCCUGCUGAGAGGAUGAAGACCUCUGAAGAAAUUAGUGAUGUGAGUGAUGUGGACAAAGACAGUGAAUUUGACAGUGAAGCAGAAGAUGUAGAGUUCCAGUUGUAUCAGCAGUUGUAUUUUGAAACAAAUCCAGAUGUAACUGAAGCUGACACUGAGAGUAGGUCACCCACAGAGGAACAGCAUGAAGAGGAGACUGACCCCAAGACCUGUGAUGAACAGGUUGCACAGCUUGAUGGCUGCCAACUGAGCCAAGUACAUAAUCAAAAACACAUGCCAGAAAUGAGGACUUCAACUUUUCCACUCAAAUUUCCAACAGCUGCCUCUAAAAUUGAUGAAGCUCAGAAUUCCCAGUUUGACAAUUGCAUUUAUAUAAAUACUGAGGAAGGUACAGAGGUUACACUGACAGAUUUUACUGGUAAUGUAAAUGCAAGAAAUACUGAGAAUUGUUCCAUUGCACAAAAGGGUGAGAUUCAUAGAAACUGUGGUCCUGAAGUUUCUUUCAGUGGUGAUGUUUCUCUCAUAAAGAAAAAUGUGAUGUACUUGCAGUCAGUGAGAGAGAGAAUGUCUAGCACCUGUAGUGAUGGCAGUAUCUCUGGUAAUGUUCCUCUUGAUGUGCUGUAUUGUAACUUAGUGACAUCUGAGGAAGAGGAAGAUGAUAUUGAAAACAGAUUGAUCAUGAAAAAUAUAGAGACAAAUGACCAUGAAAGCAUUAAAGAAAGACCCAAAGCAAAAUCCAACAAAAGGAAAAGAAGAAAAACUUCAUGUUCUGAUCAUGAAGAAGACUCGAGAUGUAAUAACCUGCUCAGUGCAGUAUCAAAGAGCACUGUGAAUGGUGAUGUACACCAACUGGAAGAAGACAGCAAUUCAGAUGCUGAUAUAUAUGUACUUCCUCCACCGAAACCUAAAAAACCUGAAAUUUUAACUUUAGAAUCAAGUUCUGAUAGUGAAGAGAAAGCAAGAAUCAGAGAUGGAACCCGUAUAAAAUCAAACAGUAAUAAAUACCGAAAAAUUGAGAAGCCUCCUUCUUCAGUUCUCACAACUAAAAACAGAGAAGGAAUGUCAAGAAGUGUACAUGAAAUUUCAGAGAUUAGAGGAGAGCAUGGAAAGAAGGAAGGAGAUAUUGUAGCAUUUGGAUCAGAAUCAGACAGUUGUGACGUUGAUAUGCCAGAAGCUACAAAAGGCACUGACUUGACAUUGAAUAUUGAUAAAAGGCUCUCAGGCUGGAUCAAAACUAUAACAAAGGAUGCACCUACAAAUAAGAGGACAAAUAAGAGGAAAAAGGACAUAACAAAAAAGCCACGAAACAAGAGGAGCUGUUCCUCUGUUGACUUCACCAAAGGGCGACCCAAUACAACAACAAGGCCUUCAUGUGAGAAGUGGACUCAAAGCAUGGCAAAUUUUUAUGAUUCUGAUGUUUCUGAUGACUUUGAUGUGUCAGAAAUCCAUCUUCAGCAAUCAGGUUCACCAGCAGAUUGGUCUCUCAUUGCUGCUGAUUAUCAAAUUACUCGAAAAAAGAGGUACUAUAAUAUACCUGAAAAGUGUAAACGUUGCAGGCAAGAUGGACACACGAUCAACACGUGCCCUCGAGUUCCAGUCUGCCACCUUUGUUCUAAGACAGAUCAUUCUAGUCGAAAUAAUUGCCCUGAAAACUGCUGUUUUAAAUGUGGUGAGGAGCCUCAUUACUUCUGCCCUGCUACAGAUCUGGCACAUACCUGCAACUUGUGUAGUUAUCCAGGUCAUCAGAAAGACCUUUGUCCUGAUCUUUGGAGACGGUUUCAUCUAACUACCAAUGGAAUGGCAGCUAAGGCUCCUACAGAACACCUCAUGAGACCAUUAGGGGAGCGAUACUGUUACAGCUGUGGCAGACAAGGUCACUACGGCCACGAAUGCCCCACUAGAUAUCGGAACAGAUCAUAUACACAUGUCCCUCAGUCUGUUGUUAGCUACUGCUCUCCUGUAAACUUAAUUGGUGGCAAUUUUGCAGUCAAUGUUGAUGGAACACUGUCAUCAGCAGUAGAGGUAAAUUUGACCACAAUGCACAUCAAAUCAAGAGAUGUAGGAAGAAUAAUAGGGCAGAAAGGAGCAGUGAUAAAGUCAGUCAUCAAGGAAUCUGGUGCUCAUGUCCGUAUCGUCCAAGAGGGAAAACCACAGGUACUUCUGUUUGGCCCUUUGGAAGCACGACUCAAGGCUCAAGAAAUUAUAGAAGUUCUUCUAGGAAAGAGGAAGAAUGGAAGUAUGGAUGUCACUGAAUCUUCAGAUAACAUCAAUAAUUGCUAUUCUUUGGUAACUAAUGUUAGUGACAAUGUUCCCAUGGAUGCAGGUGAUAGCAUCAGUAGUCAGAAAAUUUGGAAUGGGCAAUUUUCUUCUCAUACUGACAGAAAAAAAGGUAUUGUGCUAAGUAACAUUAAAGUGUUUAUGAAAAGUAUGCGCAUUAAAAAGAAUAUAAAUCUAACUUCUAGUAUAAAGAAACUGAAAAAAUUUAAGUUGAGGAAGGAAUCUACAUCAUCUGUGCAGCUCUCUGAAAAUGAAAAGAAACAUUUAAAUAUAGUUGCAAUGAAUGCUUUAGCAAAUUCAAACUAUGGAAAUAGUUAUGAAAUACAAGAAAAGCUGACUACUUUGUUGAAGUCGGUGCAGUCUUGUCCAUCUGGUACUGUUCCAAAAAACAUCUGUGUUCAACUUACAGAAACUGUGCAGCCCUUCCUCAACCCUUCACUUGAAAAACUAGAAGAACUAUUACAGUAUGCUGAAAGUAACACAGAUGCCUUCUUAAAGAAAAAAGAUAAAAAAAACAUAAAAACUGUAAAUAAAUCAAAUAAGAAAUUAAAUAAACAUGUACCAAGUAAAAACAAAAAUGUAAAAGUAAUACAAAAGGAAAAUAAACAAACUAACAAAAUAAAAAAAAUCAAAGCUGGGAAGAAACAAAAAGCCAAGAAUGAAAAUGCCAAUAAAGAAAAAAAAAUCCUGGGAAAAAAAAAGCAGAAGAGAUACAAAAAAACCACAGCCACAAAGAAAGCUAAACCAAAAAAGAAAGCAGUGAACACCUGAAAAUGAGAUAAAUGAAGCACUAUUGUUAAAAAAUUAUAAUAAUUUAUAAUGAGUUUUAAAGCACUAAAGAUAUAUACAAGU
Molecule: messenger RNA, 3244 nt
Organism: Scylla paramamosain (green mud crab)
Lineage: Eukaryota; Metazoa; Arthropoda; Malacostraca; Decapoda; Portunidae
Exons: 7
Coding region: 131-3163 (1010 amino acids)
Biological process (GO): TRAMP-dependent tRNA surveillance pathway; nuclear mRNA surveillance of mRNA 3'-end processing; nuclear polyadenylation-dependent snoRNA catabolic process
Cellular component (GO): TRAMP complex
Molecular function (GO): zinc ion binding; RNA binding
Source: RefSeq, a predicted model, not a curated record